Messenger RNA from Trichomonas vaginalis G3, 1137 nucleotides. RefSeq names its product STKc CK1 domain-containing protein. Gene Ontology annotation, molecular function: ATP binding; protein serine/threonine kinase activity. Gene Ontology annotation, biological process: peptidyl-serine phosphorylation; signal transduction; endocytosis. Bases 1 to 1137 code for a protein of 378 amino acids. The transcript has a single exon. Gene Ontology annotation, cellular component: nucleus; cytoplasm. NCBI's taxonomy places the organism in Eukaryota, Parabasalia, Trichomonadida, Trichomonadidae. The record is from RefSeq and is a predicted model, not a curated record.
AUGCUUGGACGCCGUCUUGCUGGAAAAUAUGAAAUACUGAGCAAGAUUGGUGCAGGAUCGUUUGGUGAGAUAUAUACUGCUAAAAAUUUGCAAAAUGGUAAAACCUACGCGAUAAAAUCCGAACCAGCUACAUCUACUGCUCCACAACUACUCAGAGAAACUCGUAUAUAUAAAUUGCUUAAUGGUGAAGCUGGCUUUCCCAACUGCUAUGGCUAUUUCAUUGACGAUGAUUUUAAUUGUCUUGCAAUGGAUCUUUUAGGGAAAUCCUUAGAAACAUAUCAUACUAUCGCACCUCAAGUUUUUGACGUUCCUACUGUUGCGACUUUAGCUUAUCAAAUGAUUUCUCGCGUCCAAUUUCUUCAUUCAAAAGGUUUCAUCCACCAAGACAUUAAACCAGAUAAUUUCGUGCUUGGGCAAGGAAAGGAUAACAAUAUUAUAUACUUAAUAGACUUUGGUUUGUCAAAACGUUAUAUCGACGUUAAAACUAAAAGCCACAUCCAAUAUAGAGAAGGGCGCUCAUUAACAGGAACAGCAAGGUACGCUUCAUUAAAUACACAUUUAGGCAUAGAACAAAGUAGAAGAGAUGAUAUAGAAAGUAUAGCAUACGUUCUUGUUUAUCUUUUAAAGGGUAAACUCCCUUGGCAAGGCAUCAAAGCUAAAACGAAAAAGGAAAAAUAUGAGCAUAUCGCUCAGAAAAAAUUUGCAACAAAUGCAGAGAUGUUAUGCGAAGGACUUCCCCAAGAAUUCAUAGCGUUUGUUAAUGAGGCAAGAAAACUUGAUUUUACGGAGCGUCCUAAUUACGAAAAAUACAGAGAGAUGUUUAAAAAUUUAAUUCUUAAAGAAGAUUAUGCUUUCAGCAUUUCUAGAUUAACCACAAUUUCAGUACCAGAUGUCAUCGAUUCCGUUGCUAGCCAAGAUAUGAUAGCAGAAAAUAAUAAUACUUCGGCUUCAAAUGAUAAACAGCCAGAUCUACUUACUGAACGAUUAAUGUACCCAGAAAGGACUUCUAGUACUCCUAUGAUUUACAAAAAUCCUUCUCAGAAAUUUGAACAUCAAGCUAUAUUUGGUCAUAACUCCUUCUUGCAUAAGUUGCCUUCUGGAAGGAAGUCUCUUAGACCUACCGAAACUUUUUUAUAA